Molecule: messenger RNA, 678 nt
Organism: Aspergillus clavatus NRRL 1
Lineage: Eukaryota; Fungi; Ascomycota; Eurotiomycetes; Eurotiales; Aspergillaceae
Product: carbonic anhydrase
Exons: 2
Coding region: 1-678 (225 amino acids)
Biological process (GO): cellular response to oxidative stress; cellular response to carbon dioxide; carbon utilization
Cellular component (GO): cytoplasm
Molecular function (GO): carbonate dehydratase activity; zinc ion binding
Source: RefSeq, a predicted model, not a curated record
AUGUCCGACAAGGCUCGCGAGGCGGUCUCGCAAUAUCUGAAGCAGUCUCACGAGCGCAUCUUCGAGAACAACCGCGCCUGGGUCGCGGCCAAGAAGGAAGAGGACCCCGCGUUUUUCGAGAAACUGGGCGCCGGACAGACGCCGCAAUAUCUGUACAUCGGAUGCAGUGACAGUCGCGUGCCCGCCAAUGACAUUAUGGGUCUCACGGCCGGCGAGGUCUUUGUGCACCGCAACAUCGCCAAUCUGGUGCCCAACACCGACCUCAAUGUCAUGUCGGUCAUCAACUACGCCGUCCGGCAUCUGAAGGUCAAGCACAUCGUUGUCUGCGGCCACUACAACUGUGGCGGUGUCAAGGCUGCGCUGACGCCCUCCGACCUGGGGCUGCUGAACCCCUGGCUGCGCAAUGUCCGGGAUGUGUAUCGGUUGCACGAGCGCGAGCUGGACGCCAUCGAAGACGAAGAGGCGAAGUAUAAUCGCCUGGUGGAGCUGAAUGUUGUUGAGUCCUGCCGCAACGUCAUCAAGACGGCGGCGGUGCAGCAGAGCUACCACGACAACCAGUUCCCCGUGGUCCACGGAUGGAUCUUUGAUGUGCGGACGGGUCUGCUUCGGGAUCUCAACAUUGAUUUCGAGGAGACGCUGCGGGAUAUCAAGAAGAUCUACAAUAUCACCAAGAGCUGA